Molecule: messenger RNA, 2613 nt
Organism: Phytomonas sp. Hart1
Lineage: Eukaryota; Euglenozoa; Kinetoplastea; Trypanosomatida; Trypanosomatidae
Source: the annotation of a GenBank genome assembly
AUGCGUUCGGACGCCUCGAAGCAGAUGACUUCGGGAAGCGCGUUUGUGCAGAUGAUGCGGCAGAAGCGUUUGAAUAGUGGGGACAAUACCAAUGGCCCACUCCUCAAUGGAAUGCAGGGUACACUCUUACCGCCUAUCGCGUCUCACGAUGCACCGGCUUACCCCGCUAUAAAAACACCUUCCACCAUCGCAAGCGAUGCGGCCUGUAGAAAGUUGUCCGUGAAAACCCCCCCGACGGAGCUUCUUCGAGUAAUUGGUGAGCUGCAGCGUGAGCUGAACGCUCGGACGGAUAGCGUCAACGCGAUUCAACGGAAUUUUGAGCGCUUGAGCGGGAUGUACCGGCAGGACCAGGAGGAGCUCGCGCGGAUUACGUCCGAGCUACAAGGGCUGAGGGCGGCAUCAAAGGAUGCGGCCGCCAGGGAGAAGGUGCUGCUGGCGGUACAACUAGAGCUGGGUAAUUUCAUGCAAACGCACAAGGAGCUUCUUGUCAAGGCCGAAGAUGAAAGACGGGAUCAUAUUGUGGUGCUGUCUGCCGCAGAGAUGCAGCAGAUUAUCCUGAAAGAAACGUGUGAGGGUUUAUCAAAGGACAAUAUGAUCCUAUCCGAAAGAAUCGAGGAGUUGGAGUGGAUAUAUAAGCAGGCCAAUGCCGACAUUGCGGACAUCCGCCAGAGAGCCUCGCUUCAGAUACUGGAGGAUCGCAAAAGGCAGCGAAACACUGUGGAGAUGUUCGUUAGACGCGUCAUGGCAGCCGUCGAAGACUGCAUUUGUUCAAUCAAGACGUCUCCUGUGGUAGGGACCUCAGGGAUGCCUUCAAGCGCAGGUGGUAACGCAAAGGAAACCCCCUGCGUUGUUGGUCAAAAUGAGGAUCCUGUGGGUGCAGUCAUUGAUGUAGAAACCUGGGAGCCUUGGGUAGAGGAAGCUGCACAGGAUUUGUUUUCUAGACUCAAGAUAAUUUCACCAACUUUACAAAAUGUAUUAUCCGCCGCGCGUAAGGCGAUGUCGGAGUUGAACUUCUCCUUUGUUGUUCAGUCAACAAUUGAACCCGCUGAAAAGAGCUCUCGUCAGCGGUUGGAAGAACUCGAAAUCUACAGCCGAAGCGUAUUGCAGAGGUCUGCGCAGGACUUGCUGGAUAUCGUGUCUUGCACUUUAGCAAAGGAGAAGGAAAACUCAGCAGCGAAAGAGAAAAUAUUUCAGGAUGAGUGCGAUCGCUUACAAAGCUUCACCCAUGAAUUAACUUUGGGGUGUGAGGCCGCACUACAGCAUGUGUGCGGCAUGCACCUCACAUUACUAGAUUCAUAUUUCGAUAACAAGAGUCAGUGUCUUCUUGACAUCGCAUUUGAUAGUCAGACAUACGCACAAAAACAAGUACAAAAGGUCUGCGAGAUGUCUGCGAAGGUACACGAAGUUGAGAGUUGCUUAAUUAAAGCAACCCGCGAUUACGAAAAACGAAUAAUGACUAUUCAGGCAGCCCAUUCUUCUACACUGGCCCAAAAAAAACAGGAGGAGGAUCAUAUAAAGAUUCAACAUUCCCGAGAGGUGCAGUUUUUGAGAGAUCAACUUCGAGAGUCCUUUCAACAAAAGAAGCAGCUUUUGAACGAAACAAAGGGGGAUUUCGAGCAAGAAGUGCGGGAUCUCAAGGCUCAGAUGGACAACCUAGAGAACGCUAAUACUCAUGCACAAGAAGAGGCACACACUAAAUGGCAGAAAAUGGUCGAGAUCAUAGAUACUGAAUCGGCAGCGAGAAUGACGAUCAUGACUGAGGAGAAUGCACACCGCCUAAGUGAAGAGCGUACUGUCGGCGCCGCUCUACUUGAGCUGGGUGUAAACAAAAUUAGUUGUAUUCACCUUUCACAACAGGGUGCAUUUGACGCGCUAAAGUACACCGAGGAGCAGCAACGCUGUGCUCUUUACUUCGAGGAAUAUCAACCUCGAUUGUCGGUGCUUCAGGACUCCUGGCAAACUCAAUCGCAGUGCCUGGAAUUGGCCUACAAACAUGACAUGGAGAUGGCUCACAGGGAGGAGACGGCUAAACUGCGAGAAGUUAUUCAAACCCGUGAUCAACAACACCUAUGUGAGCUGGAUGAGCUCCUUAAACAACUUGAUACGGCAAAGAUGACCGAAACACAGCUUCAAGCGGAAUCCGCGACUUUGCAGUCCAGCCUCAAGGAGGAGCAGGCCAUGAGCUAUAAGAGGUCUCGCGUUGUGUUCAGCGCGGUGGGGUGCCUUCUGUCCGUUGAGGAGGCUAGCGAAAGCGCCUACUCGUGCUUGAGCUGCUUGAAGCUUCUGAAGACCCCUCAGACCUGCGUCCCAUGCGGCCACACCUUCUGCGCCGCCUGCCUGUUCGAGCACUCGCGAAACAAAGGCGAGUCUGCGCAAAUGUGGGAAAGCGCCGUGGGACAUGCCCAUCAUGAUACGUUGUUGUUCUGUCCCGAGUGCAAGAUGCAAAACGUCCGGGCGAUCGUUAGCACGCGUGCCUUGGAGGAGUUGGCUACGAAAUUCACGUACAAGAUGAAAGUCCUCCGCGACGUCCUUGCGUAUCUGCGGCCCGGUGCAGCGGAAGAUGAGAUCUUCGAGCUACCUCUAAGCGGCGAUGAGGUGUUGUUACCUUCCUAA